AUGGCUCACUCCAGUGCCUACCUUUUCCUAGGACUCGUCCUCUCUACCCUCACAGACACCACCGUCGCCCAAAAAAAAGGGACAACAGCCUUCACCGACCCCAACACCGGCAUAUCCUUCCAGCGCUUCUUCGGCGCCAAAACGACCUUCGGCUUUGGCAUCGCCCUCCCCACCGAACCCACAACAGAUUUCAUCGGUCAACUAACCUUCCCACUCAAUGGCGGCAACGGCUGGGGCGGCUUCUCCAUGACGGGCGACAUGGAAGGCCCACUCCUCCUGGCCGCCUGGUCCGACGGCGCCGGGAACGUAAUCUCCUCUUUUCGUCAAGCCGAGAACGAAGAUGACAACCCCCCCGAAGUAACCGGCUCUUUCGCCAUCCGCCCCAUCGCCAAAGGCACAUCCGUCAGCAACACCUUCCUCACCUACACAUUCCUAUGCGAAGGCUGUCUCGACGCCGCCUUCGGUCUCGGCGCGGCAGACACAGCUGGAGACGCGGAGAUGGGAUGGGCGUUGGCGAAGACAGCUGUAGGAGGCCCGGAAACGAGCGCGGGUAUCCUCGGCUUCCAUGAUAGUGGGUUUGGAGACUUCACGGCGAGUCUGGGGUUGGCGAGAAGUGCGGAGUUUGCGACAUGGGCGGCGUUGGCGGGAGCGCCGAUUGCGCCGGCGGCGGGGGCGGUGCCGAUUCAGGCGAAUGCUGGGGAUGGAGAUGAUGGUGAUGAUGACGACGACGACGAUGAUGAUGAUGAAGGCGGUGCUUCAAAUACUGGUGGAGGCAGCACAGGGGGGAAUGUCGGGGCAGGAACGGUUCUCGGGGGAGCCACCACAGGGGGAGGAAACGUGGGAGGAGGCGCGGGAGGGGAUGAUUCCAAUGAUGAUGAUUCCGAUGAUGAGGAUUGA
Messenger RNA from Pseudogymnoascus verrucosus, 897 nucleotides. RefSeq lists its product as uncharacterized. Lineage: Eukaryota; Fungi; Ascomycota; Leotiomycetes; Thelebolales; Thelebolaceae. The transcript has a single exon. The record is from RefSeq and is a predicted model, not a curated record. The coding region runs from base 1 to 897 and encodes 298 amino acids.